ACCCCAUUUCUACACACAUGAACUACAUGCAAGACUCAUCUUCACUUCACCAAUUGUCUGACUGUCUUUCUCAUGCAUCAUCCUUAUCUAUGUUUUUCAAGUUAUGGAACAGAACAUCUUUAUCACCUUGUGUAUCUUCUGUGUUUUUCAGUCAGUGAUGGCUUUCAACAUUGAUCCUAUUACGUGGAGAGAUUUCCCUGAUCCCUCAAAGAGCCAAAAUUUUGCUUUUGGCUACAAGAUAAUACAAAGCGAAUCAAGUCUUAUUGUGAGUGAUCCAUUAAUUCAAAUCACACCAAAUGAAAGAGGGCGGAUUUACAGCUGUUCGGUCAUACAAGACUCGCAGUCCUGCUCAUCACUUAACAUUAUUGUUCCCUCUGAAGCAGUCAACAUGUCUCUUGGACUUACAAUGACUAAAGAUCCAUCCUCUUCAAAAUUGGCAAUUUGUGGUCCAACCAUUCCAAAAAAAUGUAAAAGUGUUACCACCUACAAUGGCAUGUGCUUUAUUCUUAAAAACACAAUGACCUUACCAAGCAUUGAACAGACCGUACCAAGAUCUUUGAGAGACUGUGCUGGUCCGAUUGAUAUAGCCUUUUUACUGGAUGGCUCUGGGAGUGUAGGCUCUGAAAAUUUUAAAAAAAUGAAACGUUUUGUGGCAAACAUGAUUAUGCGUUUUAUUGAGCGGGAUGCACAGUUUGCCAUUGCACAGUACUCCAGUUCUUGUAAGAUUCACUACAACUUUAAUGAACUCACAACUCAAGACAGUACGUGGGAAAGUAAGGUGUUAAAUAUAUAUUACCAAUAUGGAAGUUCUACUUAUACUGCAACGGCUAUCGAAAAAGUUGUAGGCCUGUUUACAGAAAGUGCAGGGGCAAGACCAUCAGCAAAAAAAAUCUUAGUAGUUAUUACUGAUGGAGAGUCACAUGACAGACCUGAUCUGCAAAAUGUAUCUUCAGAGGCACAGAAAAAGAACAUCAUACGCAUUGCGAUCGGGGUUGGCAGUGCUUUCAACAGUUAUAAUGCAAAAGAGGAGUUGAAGACAAUUGCUACUGAUCCAAAGACUGGUGUGUUUAAAGUGGACGACUUUAAUGCAUUAAAUGACAUUCUUGAAAGCCUGGAAGAGAAUAUUAUUGCCAUUGAAGGAACCCAAACAUCUGGUGAUUCCUCCAGAAUGGAGUUUGCACAGGAUGGAUUCAGCACAGCUUUCACAUCAUAUCAAAGUGUGUUAUUAAGUGCUGUAGGAGCUUAUCAGUGGAAAGGUGGCUAUGAACAAUAUAAUCCAAAUACUGGCUUUCAAGUAGGCAGUGACCAUGAAAGCUAUCUAGGUUAUUCAAUGGCUGUAGCAACAGUGUCAGGAACCAACUACGCAAUUCUGGGAGCCCCAAGACACCAGCAUAAAGGACAAGUUGUUGUUUCAAACGUAAUCAACAUUCAACAAGAUCAACUCAUUCUGGAUUCUCCAAAGCCUCAGAUUGGGUCAUAUUUUGGAGCUGAAGUGUGUGUGGUGGAUCUGGACAGAAAUACAGUUCUUCUGUUGGUAUCAGCACCAACAUACACAGAGGGUGACAGAGAAGGCAACGUGUUUGUAUACUUUUAUACACGUUUGCCACUCUUUACUCCUUUGGAUACGGUGCUUGUGGGCAUGGCAGGGCAGAGGGGGAGAUUUGGAGCGUCCCUGGCCAGUCCAGCAGAUCUGAAUGGUGAUGGCCUUCGUGAUGUAGUGAUUGGAGCUCCUUUAGAAGAUGAUGGACAAGGCAGCAUCUACAUCUUUAAUGGAAAGCCAGGAGGAAUCAUUUCAACAUACUCACAGAGGAUUAGUGGAUCAUCAGGUCGGAAGUUAUUUGGGAUUUCACUAAGCCAGUCCUCUCUAGACCAGAGUAAAGAUGACCUAGUUGACAUUGCUGUUGGAUCAAUGGGAGCAGUGCACCUUCUCAGGUCCAGACCCAUCAUGAUCUUGAAACCCAAAGUAACUUACAAUCCAUCCAAAAUCCCAACCAGUGACACUGCAGAUUGCACGAAGCCAUUGACAAAUACGCUGACAUUGUGCCUCACCAUGAGUGGAUAUAUACAUCAAAUAAAAGAUUUGUCUGCAACUAUUAAAUACACAAUAACGUUGGAUGCCAAACGACUUAAAUAUCGAGCAUCCUUCUCAAGCAAAAACCGUACCCUUGUAGAUGAGCUGACCAUUAAAUCCGAUGUAGAAAGUUGCAAGAAGUAUUCUUUCCUUAUAGAGCGUUGUUCAGAAGAUGCUCUGAACCCACUGUCCAAUCAGUUAAUUUUCACAUUUGAGGGGCUUCCAUCUACCAGUGGUGCUACAAAAGACUUGAGACCAGUUCUUCAGCCUGACACAAAGAACACCAUAGAUUCCAAUCUAGACUUUGAAAUAGACUGUGGAAAAGAUAACACGUGUACUGAUGACCUCAGAAUGGAUUUUAAUUUCACUGGAUCCACAAACAUUGAGGUUGGUAUAAUGCAGGAGAUUAAUGUGACAGUGUCCGUAGAGAACAAAGAGGAGAAUUCAUAUAACACGGACUUCUUCCUUAAGUACCCUUAUGGACUUUCUUACAGGAAAAUCACCUCUAAACAGGGAAGAGUGGAGUGUGCUUCUCUUGAUGGUGAGCAAGGACUUACUCAGGGAGAAACAGUCUGCCACAUCAGUCAACCCAUCUUUAAGGGCAAAACUCAGGCAGUGUUUGAGAUUACAUACGGUAUUAAUAAAGAAAGCACAUUUGGCCACGAAGUGAAGUUUAGUGCUGAGGUCAAAAGUGGGAAUGUCAAACAUUCUCCAAGCAGCAUAUUAUCGCAAGAGAAAACCAUUGGUGUUAAAUAUGCAAUAUUUAUUGGGUUGAUAAGGCAUGAAAAUUCCAGCAUCUACAUUAAUUUUACUGCAGGAAAAAAUGAUCUCAAGAAACCUAUAAAGCAUAUAUUAAAGGUUGAAAAUGACAUGAGGGAAUUAAAUUUUACAGUUUCCAUAAUGGUACCAGUAAAACUGGGUGAUUCGGACAUCUGGACUGAUUCAAACCUACAAAUAUCUGGCUGCGAGAAGAACCUGAAGGAAAAGCAGCCCACCAUCAGCAAACAAGAAAUUAUCGAAGUUAUAAAAAAGCAUCGUAUGCUGAACUGCUCUGUUGCUGUUUGUGUAGAGUUCACAUGUCAUGUGAAUCUGAUAAGAAAUGAAAAGAUACUCUAUAAUAUAUCAAGCAAUGUGAGCUCUGGAUGGAUUGAGCAGACUGGUCUCAAAGCUGCUAUUUUUCAGUUGGUCAGUACAGCAUCUCUGAAUUAUGAUAAGAGUAAAUAUGUUUUCUUUUCCACCGAGUCCGGAGGCUCGACACCAACUGCCCAGAUUAUUACCCAAGUGGAGGUGUAUGAGGUGGCCAACCUCACUAAAGAGAUCAUCGGAGGGGUUAUAGGAGGACUGCUGCUACUGGCUCUCAUCACAGCGGCUCUCUAUAAAGCUGGGUUCUUCAAAAGCCAAUACAAGCAGAUGCUGGAGGAAGCCCAGGGGGAUGCAGGAGGCGAGGCGGCAAAUUAAUUUGCAUUUGAUCUCUUACAAAUAUAUGUAGUUUGAGUUAUCAAUUAUAUGAUGAGGUAUAUCCCUACAUACAUUUUGUAAACAGUAUGCUAGAAUGCAUAGUAUUGCUUGUUUUGUGUGUGUGAAAUACAAACUAAUAUCUAACCACUAAGUGUAACAAUAUAGUUUGGCUGUGCAAGAAUUUGUAAAAUUCACUAAUACAAAUAUUGUGCUUUUUAACAUAACAGUUUUGCAUAAACUACUGUUGAGAUGACUUUCUUUUAUAUCCAAAUAUAUCCAUUAUUAGUAUAAAAAGUCCACUGAUUGUUUUUAAUUACAUCAUAAUUGUCCUAUAUUCUAUUGUGUAGUCAGCAUGUGUGCAGCUCAAUUUCUUUUUAAUUGCUGUAAUGUAUACAAUCAUCUGCAUGCUGUGACUGAAAUUUUGAUAAUGGGUAUGUGUGUGUUGUUUCUUCUUCUUUAAAAAAAAUCUUAAUGUUUAUUACUGAUACUAUAUGUAUGAAAAAAUACUGUACGAUUUUAAUCAGAAUUUUAUAAUCAUGGCUCUAUUAAGUAUGUGUUUUAACAUUUUUGUACAUUUUAUAUAAUUGAUGCAGCAGUUACUGUACAAAUAAUUGUCCCAUAAUAUGAUCAUAUAAGGAAUGCUAAAAGGACAUAUCGAUGCAUGCCAAGUGUCAAGUGUUUAAGACAAUGUUUGGAAGAUACUGUAAUUGUAAGACAUUUAGGAAACCUUCAAGUGUCUAUAAGAUUCUAGUUGGACAGUUUUAUAUAAAAAAAUAUUAAUAAAGUAUACAACUUCAAACUUAA
Molecule: messenger RNA, 4333 nt
Organism: Misgurnus anguillicaudatus (oriental weatherfish)
Lineage: Eukaryota; Metazoa; Chordata; Actinopteri; Cypriniformes; Cobitidae
Source: RefSeq, a predicted model, not a curated record